UUUUUAUGGUUGUUUUAAAAAUAGAAAAAAGCGAUGUUCUAUUUUUGAUAAUUUUCUUUUUCUUUUUUGUGUGUUUCAUGAAGAGAUGAUCGUUUCUUGUUAUUUGUCAGUUAAUGGUUCAUUUGGAAAAUUGAUGGGUUUUUUUCUCUCUUCCUAACGAACUUCCAUGUUGAAGUUGUCAUACUACAUCAGUUCCAUGAUUUUCAUUUCUUCAAUCAAUUCUUCCAUUUCUUCCAACAAUUCUUGCAUUUCUCUUCCUUCCUCAUCGCUAUGGCCGAAACUGCUGCUCUCCUUUCCCGGUAUCCUCAACUGGGUAGCUGUUUUUCCAAGCAAGUUAGGUUUCAGAAGAUUAAUAAUCUUCAUUCUUUUUCAACUACUCCAUUCUUUAGCAACCAUUUUCUUGAUCGACGCCUAUUCACUUCCUCCAACAACAAUUGCAUUAUCAGCAUGGAUGCCCGAGAGAAAUCGAGUCGAAAAAUAGUCAACUCCAAACGACAUAAAAUAGUUCCAGUGUAUGUGAUGCUGCCUGUUGAUAUUUUCGAAAGAGGUCCCUCUGGGAUUGUGACACUUACGAAAAUGAAGGCCGUAAGGGCGUCUCUGAGGGCACUCAAGCUUGCUGGUGUACAUGGAGUAGCGGUUGAGGUUUGGUGGGGGGUUGUAGAAUGUUUCUCUCCGAUGAUAUAUGAUUGGUCGCUCUAUGAAGCACUUUUUAGAUUGAUAUCCGAGGCAGGAUUGAAGUUGCAUGCUGCCUUGUCAUUUCAUUCAGACACGCGCUGGACAGUUAAAGGGAAAGAGGGUGUGAGUCUUCCGCUGUGGAUAAUGGAGAUUGGUGCUCGCAACAAACAUAUAUACUAUCAAGAUCAAAAGGGAAUGACCAAUGGUGAUUACCUUACUCUUGGAGUCGAUCAUUUGCCUGUUUUAUAUACACGAUCUGCCCUCCAGUGCUAUGAAGACUUCAUAUUCAACUUUGUUAAGAAUUUUGGUCACUCAAUUGGAGACUUGAUACAGGAAAUAAGCAUUGGUCUUGGCCCUUCUGGAGAGCUUAGGUAUCCUGCACAUCCUUUUGCUGAUGGAAGAUGGAUGUUUCCAGGGAUUGGCGAGUUUCAGUGCUAUGACAAAUACAUGUUGGCUGACUUGAAAAUAGCUGCAGACCAAAUAGGCAAGCCUCAGUGGGGGAACCGAGGCCCCCAAAAUGCUGGUGACUACAAUAGCUCCCCUUCUGGGGCUCCUUUCUUCGAAGGGGGAGAGGGAAGCUUUCUCUCUGAAUAUGGACAUUUUUUUCUUAAUUGGUAUAGUGGGAGAUUGAUUGAACAUGCCGAUGCUAUUCUUGGGAAGGCAGCUCAAAUAUUGAAGAGGUAUCUACAAAAGGAUCAUCCUUCAGUUACAUUAGUGGCUAAGCUUGGUGGUAUAUACUGGUGGUACAAGACAUUUUCUCAUCCUGCAGAACUUACUGCUGGUUACUACAAUACUGAAACCAGGGACGGUUACGAUUCUGUAACUUCGAUGUUGUCCCGUCAUGGCGCUGCUUUACACUUCCCCUGCUUAGAAAUGGUGGACGACGAAACACCCUCACUAUAUGACUGUAGUCCAGAGCGUUUGUUCAAACAGAUUGUGGACGCAUCAAAACAGAACUUUGUUCAUUUGAUAGGAAGGAACACAAACGAAAGGUUUGACAAGGAUGGGUUCUGGCAAAUUCAUGCCAAUUGUUGUCAUCCAGGAAACGAUGCUGUUAAAUCCUUCACUUUUUUCAGAUUGACUAAGCAGUUUUUUUGGCAUGAAAAUUGGAUCAACUUUGUUCCCUUUAUCAAAAUGAUGAGCACUAAUAGCUACUGAAUUGUUCAAAACUACACUUCUUUUUUGCUGAAACAUAAGUUCAAACAAUUCUUUACAAUAAGAUUGUUAAUACCUGAUCAGUAAACAUCUAUCUUAUAGUUGGCC
Cucumis sativus (cucumber) is the source of this 1938-nucleotide messenger RNA. RefSeq names its product inactive beta-amylase 4, chloroplastic. The coding region runs from base 271 to 1833 and encodes 520 amino acids. Gene Ontology annotation, biological process: polysaccharide catabolic process. The record is from RefSeq and is a predicted model, not a curated record. NCBI's taxonomy places the organism in Eukaryota, Viridiplantae, Streptophyta, Magnoliopsida, Cucurbitales, Cucurbitaceae. Gene Ontology annotation, molecular function: beta-amylase activity. The transcript is spliced from 10 exons.